AUGACAACAUUUUCAGCUUUCUCAAGAUGCGACCUCACCUACAACCCAUUGAGUGAAUUGUAUAUACAAUUUCAUCGGAACCUCAAUGCUAACCUAAAAUGGGACCCGUCUCUUCAACAUGAAGCUUGUCGUGAACUGAUGGAACCAGGAUACUCUACGGCACCUUACAAGUUCAGAGGAGAAAAGGCGAUGAAGGCUGGCGCACCACUGAGCACCAAUGUGAGAAGAGCUCUGGUUGCUGGCUUGAGAAAUGACGCACAAAAGCACAAUGUGCAACUUCUUCCUCCAGGCUCUGAAUUCGGAUGUACCAGCUUGGAAAAAGGUGGAGUCAUGCACGCCUUGUGCGUUUACUGGACUCCUGUGGACUGA
Cooperia oncophora is the source of this 369-nucleotide messenger RNA. Lineage: Eukaryota; Metazoa; Nematoda; Chromadorea; Rhabditida; Trichostrongylidae. The record is from the annotation of a GenBank genome assembly.